AUGCGCCGGUACAACAGCCUAGAGAGACGUCUUCACAGAGAUCCUGAGUGUAAGAGGAUGUAUAUGAAAACCAUGGAGGGUUACAUCAGUAAAGGACACGCAGUGAAACUGACCAAAGAAGAGAAGGCGAAAUCUUCCGAGAGGACAUGGUAUAUUCCACAUCACGGCGUGACUAAUCCAAACAAACCAGGAAAGGUUAGAGUUGUCUUCGACGCGGCUUCCGAGUUUCAAGGUCAAUCGCUAAAUGACAGCCUCCUCACCGGACCAGACUUGCUGAAUAACCUUUUCGGAGUGUUGCAACGGUUUAGGCUAUACCGGGUCGCUGUGAUUGGAGACAUCGAGGGUAUGUUUCACCAGGUAUACGUGCCAAGGAGUGAUGCUGACUCAUUGCGGUUCCUUUGGAAAGAAGACCCUACCUCACCCGGACCACCGGACACCUGGAUGAUGGUUGUUCACAUAUUUUGCUCAAAGGACUCCCCAACCUGUUGGAACUACGCCUUACGUCGCACAGCUGAAGAUAACAUCAACGCUUUCUCCAAGAUGGUUAUACAAGCUUACCUGAAAGACUAUUACAUGGACGAUCUCGUUUCGAGCAUCCAGUCUGUUACAGUAGCGAUGAGCUUUGUAGAUGAGGUAAUCGAGCUGGGGAAAAGGGGUGGAUGGAGAGUUCACAAGUUCAUCUCUAACUCCAAAGAGGUCAUGCAACACAUCCCAGAGACAGAGAGGGCCAUCCCGCCCCCUGGACCUAUUGAAUUCGGUCGGGUGCAGCGAGCACUUGGUGUCGGAUGGGACGUAGGAGAGGACUACUUUGUUUUCGGCGCCGAGGUCAAGUCAAAGGGCAGUACUAAGAGACAAGUCUUAAGCACUGCCAGCAGUAUCUUCGAUCCCUGCGGCUAUUUGGCACCCUUUACUGUGAGAGCCAAAUGUCUGAUCCAGGAGAUUUGGAGGAGAAACAUCACUUGGGAUGAGCAGAUCCCAGCUGACCUGUUGAAGCAAUGGACAGCGUGGCUGACAGAACUUCCCAAGAUUCGAUUGCUGAAGAUACCACGUCAUCACCCAGAAUUCUCCACCGAUGCCAAGAACGUCAUGUUGUUGAUAUUCAGCGACUCAUCCGAAAUGGCUUUCGGUUGUUCGGCCUUCCUACGCUAUACUUUGGAGGGGGGAGGGAUCGUGUGCUCAUUCCUCGCAGCGAAGACGCGUGUAGCGCCCAUAAAGCCUCAACUCUCGAUUCCAAGGCUGGAACUACAGGGAGCAGUAUUGGCAGUCAGGCUAGCUGAAACGUUGAUGAGGGAGUUGCAACCAAUCAAUAUCACGAGACGAAUAUUUUGGACGGACUCCACCACAGUACUCGCCUACAUACGCAAUGAAAGCAAGAGGUUCAAACCAUUCAUCGGAAAUCGUGUGGCAGAGAUAAGGGAGUUCACCCAAUUUGAGGAAUGGAGAUACAUCCCAACUGCCCAGAAUCCAGCGGACUAUUGCUCACGGGGGAUGAAGGCUGAUGACCUGACCAUGGAACACGCUUGGUUUACAGGACCAACGUUCCUAUCAAAAGAUGAGCAAGAUUGGCCUGAACAGGUCAUCCCGAACAGCCAACUGAAACCUGAUGACCCUGAAGUGAGGAAAGCCGCUACUGCCUCAGUCUUGCUGAUAGGAGAGAAAUCUGAGAAGUUCAUCUAUCGAUACGAAUUCGAAAUCGCAUCAUUGGUGAAGGUGGAUUAUUUCAGCACAUGGCGAGGUCUAGUCAGAAGAACAGUGUGGAUCCUGAGGGCCUACCGGAACUUUGCGUCAAAAUUGCCAAGACUUGGAGUAAAGGCCAUUACAUCAUCAGAGAUAACAGCAGAGGAGUGGGAGGACGCUGAGCAUCUGUGGAUACAGCACGCACAAAGGGAGGCCUAUCCCGAGGCCUGGAGAGAGCUAAAGGAAGAUGGUAUGCUUAGCCCAAAGCAUCCAUUGUCGCCACUGCAGCCGUUUCAUGAUGGGAUCCAUCUACGCGUAGGUGGCCGGCUAAGGAAAGCAGAUAUCAAUCAAGAAGCCAAGCAUCAGUUGCUGCUACCGAGAAAUCGUCUGACCAAGCUGUUACUACAAGACAUCCACUCGUCACAAGCCCACUGUGGAAGGGAACAACUAAUAGCUGAGACACGACAGAAGUACUGGCCUGUACAGGGAAGGACCACGGCUAGAUCGGUCAUUAAGGAUUGUAUUACAUGUCGGAGGAAACGCCUGAAGCCCGUUCAGCCUAAGAUGGCCGAUCUACCCACCUGCCGACUCAAUGCUGCUGCUGGCGCCUUCUACCAUACGGGGAUUGACUACUUUGGCCCAAUUGUAGUCACACAGUGGAGGUCUUCAGUGAAGCGCUGGGGGUGUCUUUUCACUUGUAUGAGUGUCAGAGCCGUCCACCUCGAACUAGCGGAUUCCCUGUCUACAGACGACUUUCUACUAUGCCUGCGUCGAUUUAUUGGCAUGAGAUCACAACCAAGAAGAAUCUUCAGCGAUAACGGGACAAAUUUCGUCGGGGCGAAUACAGAAUUGCGUCGAUGUCUUCAACAGCUUGACCAUCACAAGAUACUACAGUACGUCACGCCACUGAAGAUAGAAUGGUACUUCAAUCCGCCGACAGCGCCACACUUCGGUGGUGCCUGGGAGCGCCUCGUCAGAUCCGUGAAGAAGGCCCUGUCAACUGUGAUCGCUAAUGUCCAAGUUAGCGAGGCUGUCCUGAGAACUGCUCUAGUGGAGGUCCAGGCCAUAGUCAACAAUAGGCCUUUGACCUACGCUAGCGAAGAUGUCAACGACUUCGAGGCCCUGACGCCCAAUCACUUCAUCUUUGGGCGUGCCGCCGAGGGGCUGUCACCUUGCCGAGAUGACGACCGUGAUAUCAACAGCCGCCAGAGAUGGAAGCGUGUACAAGUGGUAGCCAACCGAGUCAACCAGAGAUGGCUGAAGGAGUACCUCCCCACCUUGACGCUACGCUCCAAAUGGCGUCGGGAUGGUGAGAUAGUUGCUGCUGGUGAUCUUGUCACCCUAGUCGACGAUAAGCUGCCCCGAGGAUCCUGGACUCUUGCCAGAGUAAUCCAAGUCUACCCUGGAGACGACGGAAUCAUUCGGACGGUGAAGGUCAAGACAGCUGAUGGCACCUACGUACGACCGGCUAACAAGGUGUGCAUACUGGAGGAGAGUGCGAGGACGGAAAGCAAAUGGCCAGAAACCUUGGUAAAAAAGCGCUCUAUCUUAGAGCCAAAUUCUGGUAACUUCAUUGCGUUUCAUUUUGCGCCAUUAUGCUUCGUCUGA
Molecule: messenger RNA, 3285 nt
Organism: Lineus longissimus
Lineage: Eukaryota; Metazoa; Nemertea; Pilidiophora; Heteronemertea; Lineidae
Exons: 1
Coding region: 1-3285 (1094 amino acids)
Biological process (GO): DNA integration
Molecular function (GO): nucleic acid binding
Source: RefSeq, a predicted model, not a curated record